AUGUCUGCAUUUCCGGUCAUCUCAUGGCAACUGCUGGUCAGUCUUCUUCGGAAGGAUGUUAACCCCUUUGCGUCAGAUUAUCAAUGUCGUCAUUUGCUUCAGCAGUUGCAAGUAUCCGGAGAGGUACUGUACAUGAAGGAUAGUAAGGUAUCAGAUUUGAUUGUUCUGUCACCGAACUGGUUUUGUCAUCAUAUACUUGGUAAAAUUUUAUCCCCUGAAAUUCUACAGAAAUCGAAUGCUUCUGGUUUACUGAAACGAACGGACAUUCGUCGCAUGUUCCAUGACGUUUCGGACAUUUCUUUACUGAUGUCACUCUUGGACUCAGUCAAUCUAUGCACGGCUGUCGAAGGAUAUGAUGAUGGAGAAUAUGAAUUUCCAGCUCUUAACUAUCUGCCUGUUCCAGCUGAUAUACUGCGACACUCUGCUGAGCGAAACGUCGUUUACGGUGCCGUUCGACUGUUACCGUCCUGGGGUACAGACAGCAUGAUCGGCUGUAUAUUUUACAGGGUGCAGAUGAACUUGAGACGUUCAGUUGCUGAAUUUAAAGAUCCUUCUGAAGCGACUUUGUCGCAGUGGCGUGGGUGUAGCAGACUGAUCAGUGGAGGCAUGGAAGGUAUUUUAUCCGUAUUCGGUGCCGAUAGAGGUAUUGAGGUCAAGGUUCGAGGUCUUGCGGAGCAGAGCAAAAACUGUUUUUAUUUUCUCGAAGACUUAGUGAGCAUUGUUGAACAUACUGUUGCCGAAAUGGCUCCUGGAUUAAUGAUCGAAAUGCAGCUAAAUGAACACAUCAACGUGCGAAGUACGGAUGACGGCGAUGAGUCGUUUGUAGACGUCGUUUGCUUUGGUUGCACCGAAAUCGCUGUGGCAUUGAAAUUGUGCGUCGACGUACCAAUUUCUUGCAUAGCAGUGAAUACGAGGCGCGAGCUGGCAGCACUGUUAGACCCACAAGAUUCGAUGGGUCGUGACUGGAGGAUAUUAGCCGUCAAACUGGGACUGACCAGUCAACUGCCAGAUGUUGACUGUAGCGGACCGCAGUUAAGCAAAACUGACCAGGUCUUGAAUGAGUGGUCGCUGCAGAAUCUGUCCAAUGCAACUAUUGGUGCCUUGCUUCGUUGUCUCAAAGAAAUCGGUAGACAGGAUGCAAUCGACGUGCUCUGUCGCAGUGUACCACUGUACAUGCUGUCAACGACGGCUGACGACACGCAAACGUUGAAUGAUUCGGGAGUCGCAAGCAGCAAUUCUAGAAGCAACUAUGGAACCCCUCAGCGUUCAGAAUCGACGCUGUCAAAUAACUAA
Soboliphyme baturini is the source of this 1293-nucleotide messenger RNA. NCBI's taxonomy places the organism in Eukaryota, Metazoa, Nematoda, Enoplea, Dioctophymatida, Soboliphymatidae. The record is from the annotation of a GenBank genome assembly.